This is a messenger RNA of Heterostelium album PN500, 1500 nucleotides long. Its product is annotated as peptidase C19 family protein. Lineage: Eukaryota; Evosea; Eumycetozoa; Acytosteliales; Acytosteliaceae. Gene Ontology annotation, molecular function: actin binding; cysteine-type deubiquitinase activity. Gene Ontology annotation, biological process: protein deubiquitination. Bases 1 to 1500 code for a protein of 499 amino acids. The record is from RefSeq and is a predicted model, not a curated record. The transcript has 5 exons.
AUGGAAGAAAUAAACUAUGAUGAAAUUAUUAAAGAUUUAUCGGUUGGUAGAUAUUUUACAAGCUAUUGUGUAAUAGAUUUAAAUGAUUCAAAGAUUAAAGCUAGUACAGAGAACUUUAAGUAUAAAUCGCCAGGCGAGUUGACAGAGUUGAUUUCUAUGUUGAAAGGUGCAAGCUGGAAGGCAAAGGUUAAUGGAAUUGUAAUCGACGGUUGUAAAUAUACACCUAUUAAAUCGGCACAAGGUUUGAUAUAUGGUCAAUGCCAAACCGGUGGUUGUUGUUUAGUGAAAGCAGAGAAGAUAGGAAUCAUCGCAAUCUAUAUUGAUUUCAAACUAUAUGAUAAUGCAACACGUCUCAUUGAAACAGUUAAGAAGAAGGAAAAGGGUACUAGUAAUGGUGGUAAUGGUAGUGGUAAAUCAUCUGUAAAUGAUCAUAACAGUGCUCCAAAUGGUGCAUCACAUAAUCACUCAAAUGGUAACAAUAAUAUGGCAAUCACCAAUGGUGUAAAUAAUAAAAAUCAAGAUCAUUCCGACUAUAAUGAUUCAAAUACAACUUCAAAUGGCAAAGAGAUUGUAAUGCAUAAAGGUGUUUGUGGGUUAUCAAAUCUUGGAAAUACUUGUUUUAUGAAUUCAUCUGUUCAGUGUUUAGCACAUACAAUACCAUUUGUUGAAUAUUUUCUAUCGGGUAGAUAUACAUCGGAUAUUAAUAAAGUUAAUCCAUUGGGUAUGAAGGGACAGAUUGUAGAGAUAUUUGGAAAGCUAAUGAGAGAUAUGUGGUCAGGUGCAUCUUAUGUUGUACCAAAGAAUCUUAAAUGGGCAAUUGGUAAAUAUGCUCCACAAUUCAGUGGAAUAUCACAACAAGAUUCACAAGAUUUAUUAUCAUUCCUUUUAGAUGGUCUACAUGAAGAUUUAAAUAAAGUCAUAAAGAAACCAUAUAUAGAAGAAAAGGAUGAUAAGGAAACAAGGGAUGAUUCAGUAGUUGCAAAUGAACAAUGGGAGAAUCAUUGUAAGAGAAAUCAAUCGGUAGUUGUAAAUUUAUUUCAAGGUCAAUAUAAAAGUACAUUAGUUUGUAAUCAAUGUUCGAAGGUUAGUAUAACAUUCGAUCCAUUUAUGUUUGUUACAUUACCCAUUCCAGUUCCAACUGAGAGACUGUUUGAAAUACUGCUGUUUCGUUGUAAACCUACUGGACCUGUUGGACCUGAUUCAACUGGUGUCUAUUGUCUCAAUAAUUCAAUGGCACCCAUACACUACUGUUUGAGAUUGAACAAGAGGGAUUUCGUACAGACCCUACGUAUAGAGCUAUCCAAAGCUAGUGGAAUUGAAACACCUUGUUUAGCACUGGCAGAGAUAUUCAGAAAUAGGAUAUACACAUUCCUCAGUGACCAAAAGAAUCUUUCGUUCAUUAGGGAUCGUGAUGUUAUCAUUGGUUAUGAACUGCCUGUUGCCGGUGACGAUGUCUCGCGUCUACACGUCAUGCAGAGAAGACGAAAUUACACUAAUUAA